GAAAAGGCUUAACAGCUGCGCUCACCCGGACACUGAGUAAAGAUGAUGAUGGGGAAGGAAGGGAGCUGGACACUCUCAAAAUCCACACAACCGAACUGGUUUCGCUGAUUUCUCGCUUGUGAUUAUCCCAUCCAUAAUUCCAUCUGUGAAUCAGACACUAGCCAAAAGCGAAAAACAGUCAUGAGGACCAUAGCCCAGGGCAGUCACACGCGAAUCGCCUUUCCAUACAUCAUCAUCAUCCACAUCUUCGUCGCUCCGACCAUUAUCCUUUAAAAGCUGGCUUGGACUGGGAUGUUUAAAUAUUUCAUGGCCUGCCCAAUGGGUGAUAAAGGGGAGAAGACGAGCUAUGGAACUAAAGGAGACGUCGGCGACAGACGAAGAAAUAAAAACCAAAAGGCAGAAGACGAUGGCAUAUAAAUAAUGUAAAAAGUGUGAAAUGCGCCUAAUGGUGUGCCAAGGCCGGAGUAAGAGCGGAAGGGCUGGCGAAAGCGAAAUGGAGCCCAUGAAAUGGCGCAUAAAAUGACAAUUGACAGCUGAUGAUAUUUUUGCUUGAAUGCGCUGUCUCAACCAUCCAUGUGAAGGCGAGUGAAACAAAAGCAGCAAUUCCAGUAAACAAGCUCAGACUGAUUCAUUUGGAGAAGCGGACGAUCAAUACCGAAUUCCACAAUACACAGGUUGCCGUUUCUUCCACGUUGUCGUUCCGUUGAAAAUACCCACCCAUCGAUAUGUCAUGCAAAAACUGCCCACCCUACAAGGCCUCGGAACUGGGCGUCUUCUUUCCCGACUGCUUCGAACGCGUCAGCGGGUUUUGCAACAAGAAGAAUCCCGGAAAUGUCCAGAACCUGCACAUCCUGGCCCACCGGGUGAUGCCCAGGUUCUUCGACGGCAUCGAGCUGGACUACCUGCACCGCCUGGCGCCCAACAAGUACAUCACCGCCUCCUGGGUUCUCAGCCACAUCAGGGCUUCCGGAUUCCGCUUCGGCGGUCUCUACACUUUCCGCGUCCAAGACGACACCAUGUAUACACCAACCAUUAUGGGCGACAUUCAUCCCACGACGCUGGCAGCCAACCUGAACAUCCUGUACUAUCCCAUCCAAUCUCUACGAAUGGAGGCCGUAAUGCAGAGGGCCAGGGAAACUGCUCCGGUGGAAAGUCAGUACACGAUCGAGUGGACGCGGCAAUGCGACACUUGGACAGCCAACUUCUACAAUGUGCGCAAUGAAAAUGGCCGCUGCACACUAUCUGUGAUGAGAUCGGUGACCGCCCACUGGGCUCUCGGCGCGGAGAUGCUCCUGGAGUGGAACGAACCACAGAAACUGAACCCGGACCUGGCCUUGGCAGCACGGUACUCCCAUUAUAAUUAUUCUUUGGCUGCUACCGCCUCGAGACAGGGCCUGGAUGUAAGCUAUUGGCAGCGGAUCCAUCCUCAAAUUCAGAUGGCCAAUCUUUUGGCCUGGAAUCGUAACACCCGACAAACCAUAGCCACAAUAUGCUACCAAUGGAACUUCUGGAAUUCGGCCGUGCAUGGAAUGUUCGAUUCAGAUGCCUCUGUGGGCUUUAUGUGGACCAAGUAUUUAAGGCACUUGCCGCUGCAAAUGGGUUUCAGUGUGGUGAUGAACCUUCCCACAGAUCGAUUUGCAUUCGGCAUGCGUUUUGUUUUGGAUCCGAGCGGACUGAGGCGUGGCGAAUAAUUGUGUGUUGCUAUACCAUUUUUGUUAUAUGUAAAGCCAAAUUAUUUAUUGCAAAUCUUAGUCGAGGGUUUAGAGAAUUACAAAUUUUCUGUUUGGAAAACUUUUAUUUCGUCAAAGAUACAA
Molecule: messenger RNA, 1814 nt
Organism: Drosophila gunungcola (fruit fly)
Lineage: Eukaryota; Metazoa; Arthropoda; Insecta; Diptera; Drosophilidae
Product: mitochondrial import receptor subunit TOM40 homolog 2
Exons: 6
Coding region: 726-1691 (321 amino acids)
Biological process (GO): protein import into mitochondrial matrix
Cellular component (GO): mitochondrial outer membrane; mitochondrial outer membrane translocase complex
Molecular function (GO): transmembrane protein transporter activity
Source: RefSeq, a predicted model, not a curated record